Diplodia corticola is the source of this 1353-nucleotide messenger RNA. Its product is annotated as dhh family protein. The transcript has 2 exons. The coding region runs from base 1 to 1353 and encodes 450 amino acids. Lineage: Eukaryota; Fungi; Ascomycota; Dothideomycetes; Botryosphaeriales; Botryosphaeriaceae. The record is from RefSeq and is a predicted model, not a curated record.
AUGAAGCGUUCAGCCUCGGCAAGCGGCAGCAAAGCUGCCCCUAGAACCAAGAAGGCUCGUCCCGAGGUACCCGACUAUCAUCUCACACCAUCGCGGAAAGACGAUGCCGGAGAGAUUGUCUGGCCAGCUCCAAAGGAUCAGAUCGAAGAGGCAAAAGACUUCAUACGGGAAUGCGCCGGUGCCGGCAAACGGACAUUGAUUGUCCCCGACAAGGACGCCGACGGCCUCUCGUCCGGCGCCAUUCUCCAGCGGACGUUGAUUCUCCUCGGACUCAAACCUGACCUCAUCUCCGUCCAUCUGUUGCAGAAGGGCAACAACAUCCACACCGAAAGCGAGCGCCAGGCAAUGGCCGACCUUGCUCCCGAGUACAUCUUCAUCUUGGACCAGGGGUCGCGAAAGGCCCCGCCGGUCAUCGACAAGCCGCACAAGGCUUUGGUGAUUGACCACCACUUUGCAGAAGAGGACGACUUUCCCGAGGGCUCGAAGCAUGUCACAGCAUGCAACUCGCCGCCGGUGGCAACAAGCUCGCUGCUUACUUACCACCUCUGUUGCGCAGUCCACGAAGACGUGGCGCAGGCCUGUGCCUGGCUGUGCGUCGUGGGCACCCAUGGCGAUCUGGGCACGUCGUUGAAGUGGGAGCCGCCUUUUCCCGACAUGCGCGCCACGUUCAAGACGUACACCAAGAAAGCGUUGAACGAGGCCGUGUCCCUGAUAAACGCGCCACGCAGGGCAGCCUCUUUCGCGGUGCCGGUGGCGUGGGCGGCGUUGAGUGAGGCGAACGCACCGGCUGACCUGGCGAAUAAUAAGGACCUCCUCGCAGCACGCGAAGAAGUCAGGGAUGAAGUUGAGCGAUGCACGCAUACUGCUCCCAAGUUUAGCGCGGACGCAAAGAUUGCCGUUUUCCGUAUUAGCUCGGAGGCUCAGGUACAUCCACUCAUUGCCACGCGGUGGGCUAGCCAUCUUUCAUCUUCCAAGCUUGAGGUCGUGCUCGUUGCCAAUGAGGGGUACCUACCGGGGCUUGUGAACUUUUCGUGUCGUAUACCGCGGAGUGCGCGUGCACGGGAUCCGCCAGUCAACAUCAUUGAAGUUUUGAAGGAAGUGGCAAAUCGAGCGGCCGACCCGACCCUGCGCGCAAGAUUGGGAGAGUCUUUUGCACGUGGACACAAGGAGGCAAGCGGAGGGAUUGUCGGGGUUCAAGAGUUUGAGGAGUUGAUGGCGUGUCUAGGGGUGGGUGGGAGUGGGAGCCCUGAAGCCGAAUCUCCGAGGAAGAAGAAGAAAGAAGACAAACCGGCUCAAUCAAAUACGCUGAUGAAUUACUUUGGGAAGGAAAAUGGCUCAAACCCGGCCUCAUAG